This is a messenger RNA of Guillardia theta CCMP2712, 558 nucleotides long. RefSeq lists its product as hypothetical. Bases 1 to 558 code for a protein of 185 amino acids. The transcript has 8 exons. Gene Ontology annotation, biological process: pseudouridine synthesis. Lineage: Eukaryota; Cryptophyceae; Pyrenomonadales; Geminigeraceae. The record is from RefSeq and is a predicted model, not a curated record. Gene Ontology annotation, cellular component: nucleus. Gene Ontology annotation, molecular function: RNA binding; pseudouridine synthase activity.
AUGCAGAAGCAAGCUAGAAGGAUGAAGAGCAAGGGUUUCAUCAACUACUUUGGCCUCCAGCGUUUCGGAACUGGGUCCGUCCCUUCGGCUGAGGUCGGGAAAUGGAUCAUCUUACGAGAGUGGGAGAAGGCAGUGGAGGUCAUCAUGGAUCCAGCAACAGCGAAAGAUCCUGGGGAGAGGAGGGCCAAGGUUAAGUACAAAGAGAAUGGAAACGCCGGCAUUGCGCUCUCGAGGAUGCCUCCGUUUGCAAAGAGCGAGACUGCGAUCUUGCGAGAGCUUGCGAAAGGAGGCGGUCACAAGGAAGCGAUCUUCAGUCUGAGCAACAGGAACAUGUAUGCGUCAAGCUUUGAGAGCUUGUUAUGGAACAUGGCAGCGACGCGACGGAUCGAGCUCUACGGCUCCAAAGAAGUCGCAGCGGGAGACCUGGUCUUGCUGACGGAUGCUCGGGGAUACACGCAGAAGCGAAACAUGGGGAGAAAGAAUCAAUACCUGGUGCUGCCUGUUGCGAUGACUUUUGUCGCCGCUCUAAGAGAGAUUGUUAUGGUGGAGCUCAUGUAA